GCCAGCUACCAGAAGCUGAAAUUAGAUGCCUGUCACAAUUAGAGUUAUCAGUGGUGGUGACACUGAUUUCAUGAGUGACAACAAAUGGAUGUGGUGAUGAGCUUUUAUUUCCAGCUCCAGGUUUCUUAUCCACUUAAGAGAUAUCACAAGGGUCUUCCCAAUAGAGAGACCACUUAAAUCUGGUAGGCCUUGUGUAGCCUACUAAUUCCAGAAGCAUAUCAUCUUGACAUCAAUUGGCUCUCCCUCUCAGCUCCUUGUUUCAAUAAAUCAUACACAAAAUUGGUCCUCUGGUAAUGAGUUCAAUCAAUCAUGUUGAAAAAUAUUCUUUGAAAGUUUUUUUAUUUUAGAAAUAUUUUAUUCAUCAAUUUUUAUAAAUAAGAGUCACUAAGUAUUGUCAAAAUCCUAAACAUUUUUCUCUUAAACUCAUUUUUUUUAAUUGAAGUGAAUUAUGUAUAUGCAAUUUUACCCUUUUCUUAUACAUAUUCUGCAAGUGCCUACUUAUUAGGUAUAUGUGUUUAAUGAAUGCAUUAACUUGAAAAUAAAAAAGAAAGACCUACAGUUAGAGGUAAGCUGAGGUUUUUUUUUUUUAAUUCCCAGUGGAAGGAAAGAGAUAUAGAAUCCAUUUUUUGUGUAUAAUUUUUACUUAAAAAUAGAGGUAGAGGAACUACUAAUGGAAUCCAUAUUUUAGGGUAAGGAAAAGAAUAGAAAAUAGAAGGGAGGAAGCCAAAUCAAACCCAAGCUGAGCCAGCCAAUUUAAAGGGUUAAUUUUGACCAAUUUUGACCUUAUUCAAAACAAACCCACUGCCGUCCUCGAUAAAUGCCAACCUCAGCUCCCUCCGAUCUCCCAACACGAGAGCGCAAAAGUCUCUCCUUUCGGAGUCUCAAAACUCUUCUCGAGGGAGAAAGAAGGAGAGCAAAGCGAACCACAUGGGUCUUCUCGACCAGCUGUGGGACGACACCAUCGCCGGCCCCCCGCCCCUCCGCAAGCUCCGCAAGUACAACUCCUUCUCCUCCUCCUCCUCCUCCUCCUCCGCCGCCGCCGCCGCUACCGCUGCCGCUGCCGGCCAGGUCAGCCGCAGCAUCACCAUCCUCCGCACCCCGGCCUCCUCCCCCCGCUCCCCCUCCUCGCCGACCAGCGCCCCCGACUCCCCCGUCGCACCUCCGGGGCCGAGAGGAGACUGGAAGAGGCUGCAGAGGAAGUCGGUGCCGGCGGCGGAGGGAAUGCAGACGGUCGAGUCCAGGAACCCCACCGUCUACGACUGGUUCGUCCCUCUAUACCCCUUUCGAAACAUAAAUUCUUUGCACAGGAAACCCUAAUAAUCCGUACAUAAAAACUGCUAUCUUUUUUUAUGUGUAGUUUUCCACAGGAAACCCUAAUUCAUAUUUUGCUCGUAAUUAUUCAUUCAUUUUGGCACAAUUGGCGGCUGUAAACAACUUUGAUCCAACUGUUACAGAAAGAAACUUG
Messenger RNA from Musa acuminata AAA Group (dessert banana), 1465 nucleotides. RefSeq names its product dormancy-associated protein homolog 3-like. The record is from RefSeq and is a predicted model, not a curated record. NCBI's taxonomy places the organism in Eukaryota, Viridiplantae, Streptophyta, Magnoliopsida, Zingiberales, Musaceae. The coding region runs from base 928 to 1317 and encodes 129 amino acids. The transcript is spliced from 3 exons.